Messenger RNA from Ilex paraguariensis (yerba mate), 462 nucleotides. NCBI's taxonomy places the organism in Eukaryota, Viridiplantae, Streptophyta, Magnoliopsida, Aquifoliales, Aquifoliaceae. The record is from the annotation of a GenBank genome assembly.
AUGCGCUUGACACGAGUUCUGUAGUCAGUGGUAUUGCAAGACGCGUGUACAUCCUACACAUCGACGACAACGAGUGCAGAUAUCAUAUGUAGAGAUAGAAUGAGAGAAAAGAAAAUGUAGAAGCCAUGGAAGCGAACAAGGAGGGAAGAGAGCAGCAGCAACAGGAGAGGAAAGCUGCUGAUUCUGAUGGAAAAACGACGUCGUUGGUUGAUCCGAUGACUAAGGCUAGGGAAGUGCUUCGGGAAGCUAUCAUCACUGAAACUGGGGAAGGUGGUGACAAUUCUGGGGCUGAGAAAGAAGAAGCGGCGAAGAAACAUCCUGACCAAUUUCUAGUUUUCUCUAGGGCUGUUCACAACGUUGAUUCUUCUCUUGAAUGAAUCAUAGGUCUCCCCGAGAGAGAGAGAGAGAGAGAGUUCCCAUGAUGAAUAUAUGAGGGGGGCACUGUAUUUGACAUUUUAAGUG